UUGCAAUAGGGAGCUUGGAGAAUGUGUAAGCAGAUUUCUCAUGCAAUAUGUUUGCUUACUUCAGAUGGAUCCUAACAAACGGCAAGGAAAUGUCCAGAAGAGCAGUUUUUUGCUUACAUUGACAGCUUGAAUGAUGUUGUUCUAUUCUAAAUAAUAUGAUUUGUGUCUCCAUUUCAGCCUUCAGGAUAAAUUCAUCCAUUGGUUCUGCUGUGGACAUGGAGAGUGGAGCCGACAAUAAACCUCAGCCGACUGAUUCAACAGCUGGGGAGCCCCCUCGGCAAGACGCAGCUAAUCCUAGCGCAGUGAUGCUGGAAUCAGUCAACAAUGGGGCCUCAGGACCUGGUGGUAUAGCCAAACCAACUGAGACUUCUGGUGGUGGGACUGCAUCAGCUGCUAUGAGUGGAUCUGAUCCGACUCUUGGCGUCACUGAGCGUAAGUCUGAUAGGGGAACUGAGGCCACUCCUAGCCAUAGGGCCGAGCCUUCCACCCUAGACUCUGAGUCUACAGACUGUGGUGCUACCAAGUCAACAUCUGGUGAUGGCUCAGAUCCCGCGAUUGGCGACAAGCCGGGCGGGUUUGAGCUGUGGCACGGUCGCCUGCGCUCAGCACGUCUCGUCGUCGCCCCAAUGGUUGAUCAGAGCGAGGCCGCCUGGCGUAUGCUCAGCAGGAAGUACGGUGCCGAGCUGUGCUACACGCCCAUGUACCACGUUAACAUGUUUGUGAAGGACGUCAAGUACCGCCGGGAGUGUCUGACUACGUACCCCGAGGACCGGCCGCUCAUCAUACAGUUUUGUGCCAACAACCCUGCCACACUGCUGGAGGCGGCCCGGUACUGCGAGGGAGGCCAGUUUGACGCGCUGGAUAUCAACCUGGGCUGUCCGCAGUCGAUCGCCCGGCGUGGACACUACGGCGCCUUCCUGCAGGAUGAGUGGGAGCUUAUCAGUCAACUCGUGAAAGUGGUUCACGAACAGUCCCGGCUGCCGGUCACCUGUAAGAUCCGCAUUUUCCCCGAACUGGAGAAGACUAUCAGGUACGCCCGUAUGCUGGAGUCUGCCGGGUGCCAGCUGCUGACCGUCCACGGCCGGACUCGGGAGAUGAAGGGACCGCUGACGGGACUGGCCGACUGGGACGCCAUCAAGGCUGUCAGAGAAGCAGUCAGCAUCCCCGUGUUCGCCAACGGUAACAUCCAGUACCUCUCUGACGUACACCGCUGCCUCGAACAUACAGGCGUCCAGGGGGUGAUGACUGCCGAAGGAAACCUCCAUAACCCAGCUCUGUUCGCCGGGCUUCAUCCACCUGUGUGGGAGGUGGCUGAGGAGUAUCUCCAGCUGGCCAGACGGUACCCGUGUCCUCUCAGCUAUGCGAGGGGACAUGUGUUUAAGAUACUGCACUACUGCCUCCUGAUGCCGUCCAACCACGACGUGCGUCAGCUGACCGCGCGCGCCUCUCGUCUGGAGCAGCUGGAAGAGGCCGUCGAACUGCUCAGACAGAGGUACAGUCACCUCACAGAGCCCGGCGCGGCCGAGUGGCGGCCGGCGCCCGACGAUCCGCCCGUGCUGACCCGCCUGCCGCUGUCGCCGCUGUUCUGUCAGCCGCACGAGAGGGAGCCCAUUGAGGACCACCUGAAGAAAAUGCAGGCUAAUGCCGACAAACAGCGUCGUGAGCAGCAGGAGCAGAAAGAGCGGAAAGAGCAGCGGGAGGAGGAGGGUGACGACACCCCGGCCCGACCACCGGCGCGCGCGCAGGACCCCAGCGCGCUCAGCAAGCGCAAACUGAAGAAAUUGGCGCGAGGGGCCAAAGUUGGCGCCAACCGCGCCAUCAUGGAGCGGUGUAGUCUGUGCUGCAACCCACGGGGUCUUCGCUGCGAGUUUCUGCUCUGCCGCCUCCACUGUCGGGACAAAUGUUACGAACAUAACCUGGACUGUCCCGGUCACCGGAUUCUGGUCAAGACCAAGCGACAGAACGCCAGGGAUUGGCAUGAUCGGCAGAGAAGGCUGAAGGAGGUUGAAGAAGAUGGGGAGAGUGCAGGUGGGAAAGAGGGUGUGGGGAAUGGGAUGGGUACUUCAAAUGGAGAGGAGGUUGGGAAGAUGGAAGUGCCCAAUGGAGAGAAAGCUGUGGAGGUAGACUCAUCCAAAAGAGGGGAGGUAGUUAAAAUGGACUCGUCCAAAGGAGGGGAGGAAGUGGAAAUGGACUCGACUAACGGGGUUGGGUCGACUGGUUCUGGUGAAACAGCUGUAAACUCCGCCGCCCCCGCCGCAGUCAGCUGAUAGGUGACGAUAGGUGACCUAACUGGUGACCUUGAUUGGUGACCUUGGUUGGUGACGGCCAUGUUGACCUCAACUGGUGACCUCUGGAGAUCGAGUACCUUGUAUCGGGUCUGGAAUCGGUCACAUUGUUGGAUGGGAGGAGAGGCAGCAGCUGAUGUGUUUUGAAGCCUGUGGUGGGUGUCACAUAUUGAUAUGCAAUCAGUCUGAAGUUCAAGUGUGCAGAUGUUCCGGUUAGGGAAUGCUUGACUGAAGGUGAACUUUGGUUUUGACGUUGACUGACAUUGUCUAAAGCUAAGUUUUAGCAUUCAGUGCUCAGUGGGACGGAGGCUAAAAAAAAAUCCGCGAUCAAUGACUCAGGGUUAUGGGUAGGAAGUGCGGUUUAGGAUGAGCUGAGUCAGUCUUGUGAAUCUGAGACUGUCGUGAGUCCGAGUUUGUCGAGAGGACCUAAUCAAUCCAAACUGAGUCAGUUGGCGCCUGAGUCUGGCUAUGAUUGUUGGUGUGGGCUGAACAUGUGACUCUGAGACGAUGGGAAGGGACGUUUGCCUGAAUUCAGUCAAUAUGGGUGCGAAACGCGAGUGUUUUCGAGUCUUGUUGGAUGUCUUGUUUUCCGAGGUGUAGUGCGUUUGUCUAGGAGUGGGUCUGAUUCUGAAUGAUCAGAUAUGAUCUGAGUCUCCGUCAGUCGUGAGGAUGGAUGUGUUAGAGUGAGAGACGGGUCCUCACCGCCGUGGGUUUCAUCACUCGCUGUUACGUGCCGUUUGCUCAGUAUUGUUCUGCUCAGAAAAUGAAUACGGCCCGCGCCAGUGUUGUGACUUUUGGCUCUGCAAUGAUGGUUCUGCUGUUUUGUUUUUAAGCGAUCUUUUUUAUUGAACAGACAAUAAAAAUGUGAUUAUGAAUUGA
Amphibalanus amphitrite is the source of this 3164-nucleotide messenger RNA. Its product is annotated as tRNA-dihydrouridine(16/17) synthase [NAD(P)(+)]-like. The coding region runs from base 156 to 2267 and encodes 703 amino acids. The record is from RefSeq and is a predicted model, not a curated record. Gene Ontology annotation, biological process: tRNA processing. The transcript has 9 exons. Lineage: Eukaryota; Metazoa; Arthropoda; Thecostraca; Balanomorpha; Balanidae. Gene Ontology annotation, molecular function: flavin adenine dinucleotide binding; tRNA dihydrouridine synthase activity.